[Candida] anglica is the source of this 912-nucleotide messenger RNA. Lineage: Eukaryota; Fungi; Ascomycota; Pichiomycetes; Serinales; Debaryomycetaceae. The record is from the annotation of a GenBank genome assembly.
CGUCAUCCGUACACCCAUGCUGCGUAUUUGAAUGAUUGCUAUUGUACUAAUAAACUACAAUGUACUUGUAAUAGAAACAUUCAACAAAGUUAUGAAUAAAAAGGCCAGUUUCGAAGAAUGUCUUAAAAAAGGAAUUGGUCUCACUAUGCUGCAGAAUUUCGAGGCAUGCAACUAUAAGUUCGUGCAAUGGUUGGGAGGGUGCUAACGAACUAUCUGAUCUAAAAAUUGGUUAGUAGUAGAAUCCUGUGUGUACGCGCACUUUGCGUCUUGCUGCCACACACUUAAACUAUAAUCAUAUGCCGCGCCACAAGUAUGAUUGCUAUGUAGCAAUAAUAUUGAUCCAUUGCAUAUGAAUUGCCAAUAAGCUCGAAAGUCUAAAAAUACAUGGUCGAGUGGGAAUGGAGAUUGCGAGGGUAUAAGUAGGACGCAUUUCCUCUUAACAAAGUCUAUUCUUUCUUUUUCUUCACUAUCAAUUUGAUACACUUAUACACUUAAUACUAAUAAUACUCUAAUACAAUGUCUGACUUUGGAAGAAAGAACGUCUCUGACAAGAUCGCCGAAAAGGUUACCCCAGAAUCUGAAAAGACCACCUUGGACCAAGCCAAGGAAGCUGUCACUGGUGGUGUUGACAAGGUUGCCGCCUCCGGUACCCCAGACAACCAAAAGUCUUUCACCCAAACCGUUGCUGAUGGUGUUCAAACCGGUCACGAUGACGCCAAGACUGCUGUUAACAAGAACGAACAAACCUUGGCUGAAACCGCUUCUGAAUACGUUGAAGCUGCUAAGGAACAAGUUGUUAACGCUGCUACCUACGUUUCCGAAGUUGUCACUGGUGCCACUGAAGGUGCUAAGACUGCUUCCACUGAUGCUAAGAAAUAAAUACUUAUUAAUUAAUAUAUGAAAAUUUACGGU